UUUUUUUUUUUGUCAUUGAUUAACGACAAGGAUAAUUUAUAAUUAUGGGUAUUCAAGGAUUAACCAAACUGAUCGUGGAACAUGCUCCUAAUGCCAUCAAAAGCAGUGAAAUCAGUAGCCACUUUGGUAGAAAGGUAGCGAUCGACGCGUCUAUGAGCAUCUACCAAUUUAUGAUCGCAGUACGACAACAAGACGGCAAUGUACUUAUGAACGAAGCUGGUGAAACAACAAGUCAUCUUAUGGGCAUGUUUUAUCGUACGGUUCGUAUGGUGGACAAUGGAAUCAAGCCUGUAUAUGUAUUUGAUGGAAAACCACCUACAAUGAAGUCUGGAGAGCUAGCGAAACGAAAAGCUCGCAAGGAAGAUGCUCAAGAGAAAAUGGAAGAAGCGAGUGAAACAGGCACGACAGAGGAUGUGACACGAUUUACGAAACGAACGGUAAAAGUGACACCACAACACAACGAAGAAUGCAAGCGUUUAUUGAAGGCAAUGGGUAUUCCUUAUGUUGAAGCUCCAUGUGAAGCAGAGGCGCAGUGUGCAGAAUUGGCCCGUGCUGGCAAGGUCUACGCAGCAGCAUCAGAAGAUAUGGAUACCUUGACUUUCUCAGCUCCUAUUCUACUUCGACAUUUGACCUUUUCAGAGCAACGUAAACUCCCUAUCGAUGAAGUCAAUCUGGAAAAGGUGUUGGAAGGAAUGGAAUUGACAAUGUCUCAGUUUAUCGAUUUAUGUAUAUUAUUGGGAUGUGACUAUGUGGAAAGUAUCAAAGGAGUUGGACCUAUUCGUGCUUAUUCAAUGAUCAAGGAAUAUGGAUGUAUUGAAAAGGCGCUUCCUCACCUUCCUGAGAAAUUACGAAACAAUAUACCAGAAGACUGGAAAUUUGAUGAAGCUCGACAAUUAUUUAUCAAUCCUGAUGUGGCACCUGGUAACGAUUUUGAUUUGAAAUGGGAAGCUCCUGAUGUUGAAGCUGUAGUAGACUUUUUGGUCAAGGAAAAAGGAUUCAGUGAGGAACGUAUUAGAAACUCAUGUACGAAAUUGACAAAGAAUUUGAAACAAGCAACCCAAAGUCGGAUGAUGGAUUUCUUUAAAUCAGCACCUUCUGAUUUGACCAAAAGCAAGAAAAGAGCAGCUGAAGCAAACAAGAAGGAUACCAAGAAACAACGAAAAGGGAAGAAAUAAAAAAAAAAAUCAUCAUCAUUACUAGGUUUAGAUAGUCUUUUUUUUUUUUAUUAUUAUUAUUAUUUAUUCAUAUACAUCAAUAAAC
Messenger RNA from Halteromyces radiatus, 1260 nucleotides. Its product is annotated as FEN-1 endonuclease Rad2. Gene Ontology annotation, cellular component: cytoplasm; nucleus. NCBI's taxonomy places the organism in Eukaryota, Fungi, Mucoromycota, Mucoromycetes, Mucorales, Cunninghamellaceae. The transcript has 5 exons. The coding region runs from base 45 to 1175 and encodes 376 amino acids. The record is from RefSeq and is a predicted model, not a curated record. Gene Ontology annotation, molecular function: DNA binding; 5'-3' exonuclease activity; 5'-flap endonuclease activity.